UAGAUGCAAUAUAUAUGAAAGAAGAAAUCACUUUGCUGGAGAUUCAAGUACUUCUGCUCUUAUGAUGUGUUUUUUUUGUUAUUUUUUUACAAGAAAAUUUAAUUUACACAAUUAUUACCAUAUAAUAUUAAGAAAAAAUGUUGGACUCCCGGGCAUUCGCUCGAGGCAAGCAUCUAGCAAAUAGUGAUGUCCCCAUAUUCUAGUUCUUGCACUCCUCAUUCUUUUCUCUUUCUGCCUAUUAAGCACCAAAAAUAUCAAAUCAUCACUUUAAGGAUUUAGUCAUUGUUAGUGAUCAUCAUUCAGAAGUGAGAAUGGCGGUUCACUUCUCCAUGUUUCUGCUCUCUGCAUUUCUCAUUCUUCUCACUGUUAGCGGGCAAAGUGGCGGUAAUGGUAAUUUCGCUGAUUAUAGCGGUGGCAACGGAAACCCGGGAGGUUCCGACAAUCAAGGUGGUUAUGGCGGCAGCAAUGGAUACCCGGGAGGUUCUGGCAAUCAAGGUGGUUAUGCCGGUGGCAACGGAUACCCGGGAGGUUCCGGCAAUCAAGGUGGUUAUGGCGGUGGUAACCGGUACCCGGGAGGUUCCGGCAAUCCAGGUGGUUAUGGCGGCAGCAAUGGAUACCCGGGAUGUUCUGGCAAUCAAGGUGGUUCGAACCAGAAAACUUGGGUUCUUGAUGUUGAUUCGUUGCAAAAACAAGUUCUUUUUGAGUUUUGA
Oldenlandia corymbosa var. corymbosa is the source of this 710-nucleotide messenger RNA. The record is from the annotation of a GenBank genome assembly. Lineage: Eukaryota; Viridiplantae; Streptophyta; Magnoliopsida; Gentianales; Rubiaceae.